CUUCACGAUGAUUGCGUCCUCUCCUGCACCCUUCACUUUGUUCAUCUCUACGAACAUGGUUUCAACGUGAGCUAGCACGCACUCCAGUCACCAGUCUUCUCCCACAGAACACUAGUCGAUGGCCCUCAGGCUCAGUUGCGAGGACUACACCGUGGGAUGGGUCUGCGUCCUCUCAGUCGAGCUGGCGGCCGCGGAGGAACUGCUCGAUGAAGAGCACGAAACGCCUGCAUACGAUGCCCGCGAUACAAACAUCUACACAUGCGGAAGAGUCGGCGAUCACAAUGUCGUGAUCGCUUGCCUGCCUGAAGGCCAGAUGGGCGCCAACUCAGCUGCAGCAGUCGCCGUGCAGAUGAAGUCGACUUUCACCUCAACUCGCUUCGGUCUGAUGGUCGGCAUCGGAGGCGGCGUUCCCAGCGAGGAGGCAGACGUCAGACUUGGCGACGUCGUGGUCAGCAAGCCGCACAAGACGCAUGGCGGAGUGGUGCAGUAUGACUCUGGGAAGGCCACCCCGACCGGGUUCGAGCGAGUAGGCUCGCUCAACUCGCCGCCUACGAUACUCCUUGGCGCCGUUGCGAAAGUGCGGGCUAAGCACAUGAGGGGGAGAGGCAAGUUAUUGGAGUAUCUUUCCAAGCUUGCCAGCCUGCCCGAGUUUGGGCGCGAAGCUGCUGGCCCGGACAUUCUCUUCGAAGCAGAGUACAGCCAUGAGGGAGGGACUACGUGUAGAGCGUGUAGUCAAGACCGUUCAGUAGCUCGCGAGGCAAGACGGCAGGAAGUGGUAGUGCAUUACGGAACGAUUGCAUCUGGCAACCAGGCCAUGAAGACCGCUGCCGAGAGAGACAGGCUCAGCGCAGAGCUUGGUGGGGUGCUGUGUUUCGAGAUGGAGGCGGCAGGCCUGAUGAACAGCUUCCCGUGUCUGGUGAUUCGCGGCAUCUGCGACUAUGCCGACUCGCACGAGAACAAGAAGUGGCAGAUGUAUGCAGCAGGGACGGCGGCAGCGUACACAAAGGAAGUGUUAUCGGUGAUUCCGUCAGACAAGGUGGAGGCCGAGCAGAAGAUUGUCGACGUCCUCUCUGGCCUCCAAGAAACCGCAGCAAAGCACCAGCUAAUUGCCGAAGACCAUCGAAACAUUGCAGAGAAAUCGCUCAGGUUUCAGCAAACGGUACGCGAGCAAGAGCUGUCCGAUCGUCAGAAAGAGUGUCUGCAACUGUUUCGCCUGACCAAGAGCACUCAGGACGCCACCUACGAGUGGUACAAGGACCGUGUGGAAGACCGGAUAGAAGGCACGUGCGAAUGGUUUCUUCGACACGCCCACUUUCAGGAAUGGCUCGAACGAGUCUCGGGGCCGCUACUGGUCUCAGCAGACCCUGGAUGUGGGAAGUCGGUCUUGGCAAAGUAUCUGGUUAACCAUGUCCUGCCAGAGUCGGCGACCGUCUGCUACUUUUUUUUCAAAGAUCAGGACCAGAACACAGUCCGCCAAGCGCUCUGUGCGCUGCUGCACCAACUCUUCUCCCAGAAGCCAGAUUUACUUAAGCACGCUAUGAGACAGUACGAGCAGGAUGGCAAGGGCCUAGUUGACUCGACGAAGUCACUCUGGACGGUCUUAGAAAACGCCGUGCAGGACAGUCAAGCAGGACCUGUUAUCAUAGUCCUUGAUGCCUUGGAUGAGUGCGCGGAGUCAGAGUUCGAGGAUCUGAUGCGCAACAUCGAAGGCCAGUCUUGCAACAGUCAGUCGAGUCGUGGCGCGCUCAGAUAUCUCAUGACGAGUCGUCCAUACGAGCAGAUUGUAGGCAGAUUCCAGAGUCUACUCAAGGCUUUUCCGUGCAUCCACAUACCUGGGGAAGAGAAGUCUGAAACCAUCAGUCAUGAGGUUAACCAUGUCAUCAAGUACCGGGUUGAACAGCGAGCAGGAGAUGAAACGCUUUCGAACGAUACAGCAGCUGGUCUACUAGAUGCAUUGCUUAGAAUCGAACACCGCACGUACCUCUGGGUGCAUCUAGUGUUUGACUAUUUGGAGUCUGAAGGUUUCAAGAAGACUAGAAGGGGAAUCGAGUCUGCAACCAGGUUGCUACCAACAACUGUCAACCAGGCGUACGAGAAGAUCUUGAGCAAGUCUAAAGAUCGACCAAUGGUCCGCAAGGCCUUAGCCAUCAUCUUAGCCGCAAAUCGGGCACUGACGCUCUCCGAGCUGAAUGUCGCCAUCGAGAUAGAGGAGACUACGCAGUCAUGGCAAGAGCUCGACCUUGAAAGCGAAGAGGACUUCAAAUCACGCCUUAGGUCGUGGUGUGGACUGUUCGUCUCAGUCUAUCACGGGAAGGUUUACUUUCUUCAUCAGACUGCCCGCGAAUUUCUCUUGGCAGAUGUGUCAUCAUCUACUACUGUACCUCAAGGGGUGCGAUGGCAACACUCUGUUACAAUGCAGCAAGCGCACAGGACCCUCGCAGAGCGAUGCGUGCGGUAUCUUAGCUUCUUUGACCCAGAACCCGGCUUUGCUGUGCAUGCGAGAGGAGGUGAAAAUAGUCAACAUCACAGCAUGGAUGCCAUGUUUGAAUACUCCGCUAAGUUCUGGCCGAUGCACUUCCGCGAAGCCAGAUUAAGCACUAGCAAAGAUGCUAAUUUAUUACAUCUUGGGCUAAGAGUGUCUGAUCCAAGGUCUACAUGUUUUUCACAGUGGUCUCAACUGUAUGAAGGCAUGCAUAUAUUUGACCAGAUCAGUACUAUUAUGCCCCAUCUUACUGUUGUGUCAUGGUUUGGACACGAUGAAGUUGUCAAGAUGCUGCUCGACAAAGGCGCCGACGUCAACGCACAGAGUGGAUACUACGGCAACGCACUGCAUGCAGCUUCAGCUGGAGGCCAUGAGCAGGUGGUCAAGAUGCUGCUCGACAAAGGCGCCGACGUCAACGCGCAGGGUGGUUACAGCGGCAACGCACUGCAGGCAGCUUCAGCUGGAGGCCACGAGCAAGUGAUUGAGAUGCUGCUUGACGCAGGUGCUUAUCAACCUCAGGAAGAACGCUGCAGAGAUCUUAGCCGGAGCCUAUUGACCUGAAGGAGGGUUUGCCUAUCAACAUACCUGUAUGAACGACAAACCUGCAAAUUUGCUUAUCAGAGGCGCCGGCGGUCCGAACUGCCAACCUGUCUCGGGACAUGGUGUGUCUCUUCAC
This is a messenger RNA of Macroventuria anomochaeta, 3158 nucleotides long. RefSeq lists its product as uncharacterized. NCBI's taxonomy places the organism in Eukaryota, Fungi, Ascomycota, Dothideomycetes, Pleosporales, Didymellaceae. Gene Ontology annotation, biological process: nucleoside metabolic process. The transcript has 3 exons. Gene Ontology annotation, molecular function: protein binding; catalytic activity. The record is from RefSeq and is a predicted model, not a curated record. The coding region runs from base 119 to 3043 and encodes 974 amino acids.